CGGCGCAUGAGCAUUAGAUACCAAUAGGUCGAGCUGCCGUCAGUAGUUUCUAGCAGCUGCGGGUUUACUGGUUUAGUAUUUUUCUGUGACGAUGUUCGGAUGUCUCGUGGCUGGCAGACUGGUCCAAACAGACGCGCAGCGGAUCGCCAGCGAUAAAUUCGUCUUUACUCUGCCGGACUAUGAGCACGUGAAUCAUGUGGUGGUCUUCAUGCUGGGCACGAGCCCUUUCCCGGCCGGUAUGGGGGGUGCUGUGUACUUCUGUUUACCAGAUCCUUCUGCCGGUCAGGUUUGGCAGCUCUUAGGCUUCAUAACAAAUGAGAAACCCAGUGCCAUCUUCAAGAUCUCUGGCCUGAACGCUGGUGAAGGUGGAGCUCAUCCAUUUGGAAUGAUGGAAGCUCCUCAAGUGUCAUCUGUGGCUCAAGUCGGAGUGUCUGUGGAGUCUCUGGAUCUGCUGGCACAACAGACACCCGUGUCAAAUGCACAUGUUUCCACGGUGGACUCGUUUACACUGUUCACACAGAAGAUGUUGGAGAGUUUGUACAACUUCACUUCUUCCUUUGCAUUGACACAAGCACAGAUGACACCAAACCCUUCAGAGAUGUAUGUUCCUGCCAGCUCCAUUCUCAAGUGGUAUGAAAACUUUCAAAGACGGAUGGUGCAGAAUCCUAACUUUUGGAAGACGUAACCGUUUUUUGUUUGAUUUUAGCAGUUUGACUUGUUACAUGAUGGAAGAAUAAUUCAUA
Messenger RNA from Triplophysa rosa, 743 nucleotides. It is a transcript of the gene hikeshi, whose product is annotated as heat shock protein nuclear import factor hikeshi. Gene Ontology annotation, cellular component: nucleus; cytosol. The transcript has 6 exons. Gene Ontology annotation, molecular function: Hsp70 protein binding; nuclear import signal receptor activity. The record is from RefSeq and is a predicted model, not a curated record. The coding region runs from base 92 to 685 and encodes 197 amino acids. Gene Ontology annotation, biological process: protein import into nucleus. NCBI's taxonomy places the organism in Eukaryota, Metazoa, Chordata, Actinopteri, Cypriniformes, Nemacheilidae.